Melitaea cinxia (Glanville fritillary) is the source of this 3148-nucleotide messenger RNA. RefSeq names its product carboxypeptidase E-like. Lineage: Eukaryota; Metazoa; Arthropoda; Insecta; Lepidoptera; Nymphalidae. Gene Ontology annotation, biological process: proteolysis. The transcript has 8 exons. Gene Ontology annotation, molecular function: metallocarboxypeptidase activity; zinc ion binding. Bases 179 to 1600 code for a protein of 473 amino acids. The record is from RefSeq and is a predicted model, not a curated record.
GGUGUUUGGUUGGUACUGCGGCCCGCGGGAAAAAUCGAUCGAUAUCAGUUUCAGUUUAUAAGAGUGCGCGACGUGUGGAGAACUUAUUACAAUUUGUAGUGUAUAUCAAAGUGUUGCGUGAAUAAUGUCGUUCUAAAUUAAAGCUUUAUAUCGUGUCUGUAAUUUUUUGUGUGAUAAAAUGGCUUUGUACAAAUCGUUUUAUUGUAUUUUAUUCGUCACAGCAUCUGCUGAAUUUGUUUGGAAACACCAUAAUAACGAAGAGUUGCCUCAAAUUUUGGAUGAAGUUCAUAAAAAGUGUCCCAAUAUUACAAGGGUUUAUACUUUAACAGAGAACUCUGUGAGGAAUGUACCUCUCUAUGUAAUAGAAUUUUCAGACAGUCCGGGAUUUCAUCAACCAUAUAGACCUGAAGUAAAAUAUAUAGGAAACAUACAUGGAAAUGAAGUUCUUGGACGAGAGUUACUACUGGGACUCGCUUAUUAUCUUUGUGAACAGUACAAUGAACGCGACCACCGUAUUAAAAAUCUUAUUCAUAACACACGUAUACACUUAUUGCCUUCUAUGAACCCCGAUGGGUGGCAAUUAUCUACGGACACCGGCGGUCAAGAUUAUCUUAUUGGACGUAAUAACAAUCACUCAGUAGAUUUAAAUAGAAACUUUCCUGAUCUCGAUGCCAUUACAUUUGAGUUUGAACGUCAAGGGAUAAGUCACAAUAACCAUUUACUGAAAGAUGUUACUCGACUUGCUGCACCUUUGGAACCUGAAACGAGAGCUGUAAUGCGGUGGAUCAUGUCAGUACCGUUUGUGUUGAGUGCAGCAAUGCAUGGAGGUGAUUUAGUUGCCAACUAUCCUUAUGAUGAGAGUAGGAGUGGUGCGCCCGUAUCUGAAUAUUCUGCAAGUCCUGAUGAUGACACUUUUAGGGAGCUGGCAGCGACGUAUGCCAACGCACACGCGGACAUGGCGUCGCGUACGCGGCCCGGCUGUCGCACGGGACAAGACGAGGACAGGGCCUACAACUUCGGGAAACAGGGUGGCGUCACGAACGGCGCGGCCUGGUACAGCCUCAAGGGAGGUAUGCAAGAUUUUAACUACUUGGCAACGAACGCAUUCGAAAUAACUUUGGAAUUGGGUUGCCAGAAGUAUACCCCAGAAAAGGAUUUGGAAAAGGAAUGGAAUCGUAACAAGGAUGCCUUGCUAGCUUUUAUAUGGAAGGCUCAUACUGGUUUGAAGGGGAUCGUCAGCGACGACUCUGGUUUCAUAGAGAACGCUAUUAUAUCCGUCGUUAACAUCACCGGGCCCGUUCCUAGACCUAUACGACACGACGUCACUACGGGAGCAUAUGGCGACUACCACCGACUGCUGACCCCGGGACACUACGAAGUGACAGCGAGUCACCCGGGAUACUUCCCCGUCUCUCGCAUCGUGACCGUACCUAAACACCAGACCUUUGCAAGAGUACUCAACUUCAGACUUGAGCCCACAACGAGUUGGUUCGACGACUACAGCACAUUCAGGCGCUACUUGCGUGCAGGACAACCACGUAUCUACAAGCGGGAUCUCUAUCAGCAAGUCUCUGGAGCCCUGCUCGAUAAGAAACACUAGGACAAUUGCUACUAGAUAUCGGAUAUCGGCUCGCAUAGGCUAGUAAUUUAGUCCAAUAUUGGGUAAUUUAGAUAACGAAGUCAUCACUUUAGCUGAGUUCUUAAAAUUUACUUUUGAACCUCGUCUCCUGCUCGACUGUGAGCGGAAAAAAUGAGAAAUGUAUGCUUUAAAAGAACUCCGACGACACAUUAGCCAACUGGCAGUAAAGCAGCGUGAUGGAUUAAGAUUUAAGCGUUUCUGUUAAGGACUACUUCAUUCCCGCAUUUAAGGGAAAACAACUAGUAGGACAUUUUUUAAUAUUAUUAGUUGCCCAAGCCUUUUGUAACAACAAAUAUUUGUUACUAUACGGCGUGCAUUUGUUAUUUUACAAUACCUUAACUUCAGACCAGCAGUUCUAAAACUGUAGAAUUUCUAGUAGGACAUUUAUAAGCCUUGACUGUUAUUGUACAGUACUCAUCAUUACCAUCGGUCCAUUUCUCUUCCGCUGCUGGACAUAUCCUAAUGGCACGCCUCCGAGCUCAAUCAUUAGCUUUUAGAUGUCAGUAUCAGUGUGUAAUGUUACAAUUACACAUUCAAGAAGAAAAUUAGAACGAAACAACAACUUUGGACUUGUUUAUUAAUUAUCCAGUCAGCGAUAACGUGUGGUGAGGAUGAAAACUAGAAUAUAAUGGAUUAAUUUUACAUAUUGCAUACGAAUUUCCUGAAGGUUGGAGGUUGGGAAACAUUUAGUUACUAAAUUACUCGCAACGAAACCAAAUUAUUAGUCUAAUGCGAAAUGGCUAUGAGGCUUCGUGCACACUGUUUGGGCUGCUGAGAAAAGCAACUAGAAACAGCAGUUCCAAUUUAGGGAUGUUCCUAUCAAUCUCGAUGCGUUUUCUGUGUUAAGAACAUCCAAGUAUUACUUAUAUCUUAUCAAAGGAGGUUAUAUAACAGAAAAAUAACUUGAAUCUUUGUCAUAGGGACGUGAAAUUCGAACUUUCUGUAGACCAAAUCAUAAAGAUAUGAAGAUUAAAAAUAAAUAAUUACCGAUUAUUAUUUUUUAUUUAUUACAAAGCGAAAGUCAGUAUUUCGAAUAAGUUAUAACAACCUGUAAGAAUUAUGUAAUAACAGAAUGACAUUUAAAAAGUAUUAUUAAAUAUUUAGACUAUAUUUAAAUACCUUAAAAACUGAUUAAAUACUUUUCAUAAAAUACGAAAGUGUGCACGAAGCUUUCGCUAAUGAAUAUGGCGAUGUAACGGAUUUGUAAUCUACUGUAUAUUUAAUUUAUACAUAUUAUUUGUAAAUAAUUUCAGAAAACAAGGUAAACGUUGUUACCAUAAAAAUAAAGAAUAAUUAUUAGACAAAAAGAUGGCAAUUUCAGCUUUGUUGUCCCAAAUGUCAGCCACGGCAAUUUUCAUACAUUACUCUUUGCUUUAUUUUAAAUCUAUUUACAGCAAUACUUGAAAUAACCAUAACAAAAAUAGAAGAAUAUUACAAUUACAUAUAAAUUUAAAGUAGUUUUCAAUGUCGUUGUAGAAUAUAUCAAUAUAAAUAAAUUCAAUGUCAUAU